Messenger RNA from Elaeis guineensis (African oil palm), 1553 nucleotides. RefSeq lists its product as uncharacterized. Lineage: Eukaryota; Viridiplantae; Streptophyta; Magnoliopsida; Arecales; Arecaceae. The record is from RefSeq and is a predicted model, not a curated record.
UAACCACGAGAUUUUUAUACGUUUGAAGCAGGGGGUGCGGCACUUAAUGGAACACCUUUUCCCCUGGAAUCUUCUAUCCUCCGCCUCUGACCUAAAAUAUUAGUGAUGAUCGAUUUGAUUCGAUGAGGGACGCCCAGAUGGGGCCCAUCUCCAACGCUCCUUAUUCCCUGUUCCCACCCACCCGUGCCAAUCGCCACGUCAGCAAUCUUCCCUCGUUUUGACGCCCGCACUUAAGAUACGAAACCCAUCCCAUUCACCUUCCCCAUUUCUUCAGGCUCUUAGGCCCCCGUUAUCUCUCUCAGGAGAGAGAGGACAGCGACGACCACCAGGGCGAGAGCAAUUAGCGCCGGAAUUAGGAUUAGGGUUAGGGUUUCGGUUUUGUCUUCUGGAGUUCUCUUGCUUCGUGUUCUUCUCCCAAUUCCAAUUGGAGCGAUGGAGGCGGAGACCCACUCAACGCCGCUUGAUGGGUCGUCGACGGCCGAUGCGGUAUUCGCGCGAAGAUGCUGCUGCUUCUGGAUCCCCUGGUCCAGCGGGCGCUCUUCGUCGGCGCCGUCUUCCGUCGAGUGGUGGCAGCGGAUGGGGGUGUCGGAGAGGGUCGAUGAGCGGGGCGGGUGGUGGAGCAGGGGGAGGAGGGCGGUGAUGAAGGUUCGUGAGUGGUCGGAGCUCGUGGCUGGGCCCCGGUGGAAGACCUUCAUCCGGCGCUUCAACCGGAACCCUCGGCACGGUGGCGGGGUCGUCCGGAUGGGGUCUGCAAGGUUUCAGUACGAUCCCUUGAGCUACACCCUCAACUUCGACGAGGGCCACGGCGGUAGCCCCGAAGGGGACUACACCGGCUACCGCGACUUCUCCACCCGCUUCGCCGCCCCGCCGGCUCUCGCCACGUCCUCCGUGGAUCUUGCCGGCCGGGACGUUCCGCCGGUCUUCUCCGCCGCCGCCGGCGUUCGUUGAGGUCGCAGAUGGCGUGCCUUGGAGGGGUUUCUGGAAGCGACGGGAGGGGAGAGUUUUUACGGGCGCACGUUGCUGUAUUUUUUUUUUUUUAAUUGCUUGUUUUGUUCUAUUCUGCGUCUUUAAUAAUAUCUAUCUAUAUAAAUAUAAAACAAAAUGCCGUCGUUUUCUUUCUUAGCUUAGCUUGCGUUUCCUGGUUGGAGAAAUUAAGCGCGUGUGGUGUACAAAUGUAAUAAGUGGGAAUUAUUUGUGGCUUUUGUUUUUCUCCUCUCUUUGUUUUGAAAAUGGCAUCAAUUUACAGCUAAUGUAACGCACUGUCAUCCUGAUUUUUGCAAGCCAUACAAAAUUGUUUGUUAGAGGAUCCCACCGGACAUGCAAGGAGACGGGCGACUGUUAUUUGUUUGAGACACCUUUUAGAUGCCUUGUUUCGCUGUAUCAAAAAAAUAAAAAUAAAAAAAAUGUCUUGUUUGGGUUUGUAAAUAAAUGUCAGCAUAGGCUGAAUAAGAAAUUCUGUUAAUCCAAAUGUUAAAAUGUUAUUUGGAUUUUUCAUUUGUUUGGAUAUUUCUAUAUGAUUAGAUUGAAAAUUUUAUAAAAAUCGGGCUUGGAUA